This is a messenger RNA of Alternaria arborescens, 3048 nucleotides long. RefSeq lists its product as hypothetical. Bases 1 to 3048 code for a protein of 1015 amino acids. The transcript has 2 exons. The record is from RefSeq and is a predicted model, not a curated record. Lineage: Eukaryota; Fungi; Ascomycota; Dothideomycetes; Pleosporales; Pleosporaceae.
AUGGUCGAUCGACGGCCACUCAUGCAGGAGUCCUCGGAUCUUUCUGAGAGCUCAGACAACACACCCGCACUGCCCUCGCUCGGAUUCUCCAAUAACUCCCACACUCUGGGGCUUACUACCCCACCGCCUGCACGACCGAACUACGCACGGCACCAGAACGAUACCGCUGCUGUCGGCCGCAACACACCAAGCAUCGUACCAGAAGAGGAUGAGGAAGAGGAUAUUUCAGAAAACUUUCAAAGAGGCAAGGAUACUGGGCUAGGGAUAGCACAGUCUGGUGCGACUACGCAGACCGCCAGACGUGUCAGUAUACAACCCAUCCCCCGACGAGCUGUUGGUCCUGGUCCCAAAAGCCCACCCACAAAGACCUCUGGCACUUUCUCGCCUCCAGGUUCGGCCGACCCAUACUUUGGAGGCUUCCCCAAGAGCUCAAAUGAGUCCACGCCAGAUCUACGACGAGACAGGUUCAGCCCCGACGUUGGCAGGGCAAGUCCGGACGUUGGCACAUACGAAGACUUUCGGCAUGGCAUACUGAAGAACGCAAAGCAAAGCAACACCAGUGUGAACGACUACGAGACAUACAUACAUGCCUCAGAUACUGAGGGACUCAGGGGAGGCGGGGCAGCUCCAUCCAUCAAGUCGGCAUAUGAGAACGACUUUCGCCCAAUACAUGAGUGUGCGACUACUCGAGACUUUUAUCAUCCGCGCUUCACCUGGCUUAACUUGUCUCUGAUUGUCAUUUCGUUGUUCUCGUGCUUAUUUUCUGGAAUCUUCCUAGCCUUGGCUAUCCGCGCGCCUCACUAUGGUCGGCGCAUUACAAGCCACGGCCCCAUUACUCCAUCUGACGCUAUUCUACUUACGACUGUCAUGGCCAAACUUAUCGAGCUGUCCUUCGUCACAGCUUUUGUGGCCUUCCUUGGACAGGUGCUUAGUCGAAGAGCGUUCAUGAAAGACCAUGGUCGCGGUGUAACGCUGUCGGAACUCAGCAUGUGGAGAUGGGUCGUUCAGCCUGGAACUCUAAUCACGCAUUGGGAGGCUGCCAAGUAUGCUGGGCUGUCUUUCCUGGGUAUCUUGAGUUUACUGAGCGCUAUUCUAGCGACACUCUAUUCGUCUGCGGCUGCAGCUACUGUUCAGCCCAUGCUAAGAGAUGGUAACUGGGACAAUGGCCUGGUCUUGGCUGGUCGUGUUAAGAGCGAUUUCGCAAACAUCAACUACCUCAAGCAAAUGUGCCAGACACCCAUUCGAACUGACAAGGUAGCUCAAGGAGAAACUUGUCUACAAAUGGAACAUGCUGGUCAGGGAUACCACAACUUUCAACGCUACCUCUCAGAUUGGGAUCUAUCAGCCAGAAAUGGCAACGGUACUGUGGUUCAGAAGUUACGACCCCAGGGCUUCGGGCUUCUAUACGAGAAUACUACGGUCAGUGGGCAGUGGAUCGACAUCAUCAAUACUACCGAAGUAUCCAAGAAGUACGGUCGAGCUGUCAACAACGUAACAAUGGCAAUGCCCCACUCGGGUGUGUUCGCUGCUGCCCGCGACCAGAGAAAUGGGAUUUUGCAACCCGAAGAGUUGAAUUCUGAAGGGACUUACUCGUUGCGUGCUUCGGUACCGUCACCAGUUUUGAAUGUGUUAUGCGUCAACAUGAAUAAAACGGAGUUGGAGCCUAUCGUAUACGACACCUGGAACAAUGAAACGGUCGAUCUCCUUUCGUGGGGGAGUAUUCCCGGAAUCCGAGACAACGCGACCACAACCAAUAGAACUGUGGUCGACGAGAUUUUCGGCUGGGACAUUAAUGACACAACCACACUCAACUGGCCGCCUGUCUUUGCGAAAUACCCGAUAUCUUUCAACACGAUCAUGAAUCAUUCAAGCAACGCCUGGGGACGACCUGCAAUAUAUAUGCUUGGGCAGGGUGGUCCAGAUGACGUUGGCAUGGACGGAACAGGCAUCUUUUCAUUAUGCAAGAUACACCUGAUGGUGCGACCGGGAUGCAGUACACGACACAAUGUCACAGGAUCCGGUGCUACCAUGGAAGCACUUUGCGAACAACCCGGUGACGACAAAAUGGCUUUCGUCGAGACGGGAGAGACAGUCAGCGUCAAUACCCAAGGCGUGGCUAAUUGGCGCGAUAUAGGUACUGAUUGGGCCAACAGUCUUUCACUCGGCACAGGCCUCAUGGAUGCGAAUGCGAGCACUUCCAGGCUAUUAACACAGUUGAUACUAAAGCCUAGCGACCCAGCUCCAGAAAGUUUCAAAGUGGAUCUAAGCGAUGCCAUACCUAGUAUAGGAGAGGCGAUAGCUGUCUUGGCUGGAUGUACAUUGCUUCUCAGUAUGAUAGAUACGCCCUUUGUGACGUUCUGGAACUACACACACCCUAUGCUCGACGAGUAUCAAACUCAAUUCUUCAAAGCAUCUCUUAAAGCCCAACAAUACGCAUCUGGCGGCAUGCCAGGUGCUUCUAGAGCGUGGGUCCUCAUACUUGCACUUGUCUUCGCCAUGAACAUCUUUGUCCUGAUCUACUUCAUUCUCCACCGCGGACUGGUGACGGACUUUUGCGAACCACCAAACCUCUUCGCCCUCGCUGUCAACUCUCCUCCAUCACAUGUUCUCGCUGGAUCUUGUGGCGGUGGGCCAGAGGGCAAACAAUACAUGGUGAAUUGGUUCGUCAAUCAUGAGGGUAGCCACUUAUACAUGGAACCUGGCGAAAAGUCACAUCUUCUUGGUGACCACGGGCACGCGCAUGAGCAUAACCACACCCACGGCCAUGGCCAUACUCAUACCCACGUUCCGGUACACCAAGCCGCUCCACGAGAGGUCAAAGCUGGCAAUGGCUAUUUCUCUCACAUAUCCGAGGUGAUCAAGCGACGCUUAAGCAGGAAAGACUCCGCACCGACAAAGCUUCGGCCAGCAAGUGGUGUAGAGAGCCUCAGAGCUCCUGCGACUGUAAGACCGGGUAGCAUAGCGUCAGCGGACUAUGAGAUGGAAGAUGGUCAUACGAGGACGUCGCGACAAUAUCAGAAGUUGGCCAAGAGGAGGAGCAUGCUGUGA